AUGUGUUUAGGACGACCAUGCGCAGCUGAUGGAACAUUUCUGCCGCAUGGCACUCCCCCAACUCCCGCACCAUUGAAGGCUCCUGAUGAUUGGAGUCCCUAUCGCAACAGAAUAGAAUUCGAGCUAGCAGAGUUCGCAUUCAAAAAGUGUCACAUGUCUGCAAGAAAUUUGGAUUUCUUGUGUGACUUAAUGGCCGCAACUCUUGCGAGACACCAUGACACCCCUCCAUUCGCAGAUCACAAAGAUCUACACAAUGUUAUAGAUGCGACACAACUCGGUGAUGUCCCUUGGCAGUGUUUCUCGGCCCAAUACUCAGGAGAACGACCUGAGGUUGUCCCGCCAUGGAUGGAUGAUGAAUUCGAGGUCUGGUACAGGGACCCCCGUGCGAUGGCACACAACAUACUCGCCAACCCUGAUUACAAGGAUGAGAUCGACUACGUGCCGUUUCAUGAAUACGACGCAUCGGACUCCACAUGCCGAUGGAAGGAUUUCAUGUCCGGAGACUGGGCAUGGCAACAGGCAGACACCAUAUCGAAAGAUCCAGAAACACAUGGAUCUUCCUUAGUCCCAAUUAUUCUCGGUAGCGACAAGACCACUGUCUCUGUGGGCACCGGCAAUAAUGAAUACUACCCCCUCUAUGCCUCGAUUGGUAACGUACGCAACAAUGUACGGCGUGCACACCGUGAUGCCCUCGUAAUCAUCGGUUUCCUCGCCAUUCCUAAAAGUAUGUAUAAGCAUGCUAAAGACGACGUAUUUCGUAUCUUCCACCGCCAGCUAUUUCACAGCUCUCUGUCUGCGAUUCUCUCCAGCCUCAAACCUGUUAUGACCACGUAUGAGGUCGUGCGCUGUGGAGAUGGCCAUUUCCGGCGCGUUAUAUACAGUCUAGGACCCUACAUAGCGGAUUAUGAGGAACAACUCAUGCUAUCCUGCAACAACAAUAUACAUUGGCAGAUGAAAAUGAACGAGUCGUCCCUGAUAUUGCACUGCAACCAGAUGCCAAUGUGGUUGAACCACAACCUGGAAUCGACAUUGACGACGGCGAAAUAG
Messenger RNA from Suillus subalutaceus, 1047 nucleotides. RefSeq lists its product as uncharacterized. The record is from RefSeq and is a predicted model, not a curated record. Bases 1 to 1047 code for a protein of 348 amino acids. NCBI's taxonomy places the organism in Eukaryota, Fungi, Basidiomycota, Agaricomycetes, Boletales, Suillaceae. The transcript is spliced from 3 exons.